Eruca vesicaria subsp. sativa (arugula) is the source of this 2271-nucleotide messenger RNA. The record is from the annotation of a GenBank genome assembly. NCBI's taxonomy places the organism in Eukaryota, Viridiplantae, Streptophyta, Magnoliopsida, Brassicales, Brassicaceae.
AUUCCAGCAUUUGAUCCCCCUUUCACUGCUCUCUGACCCCAAACGAGGCUUCGAAUCGUUGUGCCUCUAGGGUUUAUCUAGGGUUCUUCUUCUUCUCUUCUUGCAGAAGAAGAAGCCACAAAUGGCUUCUUUCGUUGGAUUAGCCGACCAUCAGAUAGCACUCAUCGAUGCAGGAAACAAACUCCUCACCCCUCCUUCUUCAACUCAAGAGCUUCUUACUCUUCUCAACGAAACAGAGUCUCUGCUUCGAGACGUGGGCCAAGAUCAACCCUUGUCAAUGCAACACGCUCUGAUUCCAUCCAAGAACGCUUUGGUAUCAGGCCACCUCUUGACCCAUCCUGAUUCCGAUGUUAGGGUUUCACUUGCUUCCUGCUUAACCGAAAUCACGAGGAUAACUUCUCCUAAUGCUCCUUACACUGAUGAUCAAAUGAAGGAGAUUUUUAGGUUAACGGUAGAAGCUUUUGAGAAACUAGCUGAUGCAUCAUCUUCUCGUAGCUAUGUGAAAGCUGAGUAUGUUCUUGAUACUGUCUCAAGACUCAAUUCUUGCUUGGUCAUGCUUGACUUGGAGUGUGAUGACCUCAUUCUACAAAUGUUUCGCAUCUUCUUGAAAACCAUAAGAUUUGAUCAUCCUGGGGUGGUGCGUUCAUCGAUGGAAAGGAUAAUGGUUACAGUAAUAGAUGAAACCGAUCAAGUAUCCAAUGAUUUGCUUGAUACUCUAUUAACUAGUGUCAAAAAGGAAAACCAGAAUGUUUCACCAAUGGCUUGGAGUCUUGCGGAGAAGGUUCUUAGUAGAUGUGGUAGUAAGCUUCAACCAUACAUCAUGAAAGCUUUGAAGUCUACAAGGACCAGCUUGGAUUUGUAUUCUCAAGUUGUUUCCACCAUAUGCCACACUGUUUUUGAAACUCCUAAAGUCCACAAUGAGGAAAAAUUGGGUUCCAAGAAACCUGCAAGAGAAGGGCGAAUCAGUAAGAAUGACAAAGUAAGAAAGGGAAAUAGUGUGAAGCAAGUAGAGUCUGAAGGUAUAGCUGGAGAAAAAGAUUUAAAGAUUACAAGGAAGAGAGGAAGGAAACCCAAUUCUUUGAUGAAUCCUGAGGAAGGUUAUGAUAUUACUUGGCUUUCAGGGAAAAGAGAUUCAUUGAAGACAUGUUCAAACAAAAAGGUUAGAGGAUCAUCAUCACUUGGAAAGGUGGCUGCUAAGAAAACACCUCCGGCUCUGUCUGGUUCAGUUAAACGAAGGCGGGUUAGUAGUACUGGUGCGAGUGAUGAUGAUUCAGAUUCUCUUGAGGAAGAAGAAGCAAACCAGGAGAGCUAUGAAGAUGAAAGAAAAGUUAGAAACUCAAGCAAGAAGAAGAAGAAGCCUGUUUCUGAAACUAAGGCUAGAGGGAAAAAAUCAUCAGCUAAGACAGAUACUAAGAAGAAGUCUUACACGAAUGAGUUUGUGGAGGGUUUGGUCGGUCAGAGAGUUAAUAUCUGGUGGCCGCUUGACAAGACUUUUUAUGAAGGGGAGAUAAAGUCUUAUUGUAGUAGUAAGAAGAUGCAUGUGAUAUUAUAUACUGAUGGAGUGAGGGAAGAGCUUAAUCUCACUAAAGAACGCUGGGAGUUUCUCGAGGAUCUAUCUUCUGACAGUGAGGAUACGGAGGAUGAUCUGCCAGAUUCCACUCCUUUAUUGGACAUAAUCAAGAAAAGCAAGAACGUGGCGGUGUCUGGCAAAGGUGGAUCUAAGGCUGGUGUUGUUAGCGAAAAAACAAGAGAAGGAAAGAGAAGAGAAGAGCAGGAAGUGAGUGAAGAUGAGGACAGUCAAAGCGAGGAUGAAUAUUAUAAUAGUGAGAAGCAAGAACCAUUCGAAAACAAAAGUGCUGAGAGCUUGAAAAUGGCUGAAGCUAAGGAAGAAGAAGAGAAACAGGAUCCAAAUUCAGAGACUGAGAGUGAAGGAGAGGGCUCAGAGUCAGAAGAAGAGCCGAAGUGGAGAGAAACAGAGGAUACUGAAGACGACGAAGCAGAAGAGGUAGAUGAGAAAGUGAGAAGCACAAGCUUGGGUGAUACUGAGAAAGACACUGAUGAAUAGAGAGAGAGUCUUGAAUUGGAGUUUAUACUUAGGACAUUAGAAGUUUCUACUUUAGACUUUGUUACACACUAGGUUGCUAGUGAACUACUUUGAGAUAUGACAGUCACUUGGCUUGUGUUGUGUGUCUUGACAGUUUGUGACAUUUGUAUUUUAGAAGCAUAAUCAUUGUUACUAAUACUAGCUAAAAGUUUAUGGUUAUGUGUUGC